AUGGUCCAACCCCCAGCCGACCAACCCAUGUUUCAUGUACUCCUUGGAGAUCCAUAUUACCAUGAAUUCCCUGUGGCAUACAACCCAAUCCCACAAGUUGAGGAGGCAACGAUACAACAUGAGGAGAUUGAGAUCGAAGAAGAAGAGUCUGAGGAAGACAUGGAGGAGGAUCCAGAAGAAGACCCACGAGAACAAGAGCCUGAGGAAGAUAUGGAAGAGGAUCCCGAAGAAGAUAUGGAUGAGAAUGAUGCUGCCGAAGUGAUCAUGAUAACUGAUGCAGAAUCAUCUGUCACACCUCCAUCCAACCAAAAUUGCUCUUUCACUACAGUUCCAAGUCGACGUCCCAAGAAAACUGCCAGGAUAUCCAUUCCAGAUUGGCGACCCACAACUCUGAGGCAAAACAAGAGGUUUUCCUACACCCAAAAGAGGGUGGAUCAACCUGCUUGGGAGAGUAACAAGGUGAAUAAGUGGAUAUCUGAAUGGAAGGCCGCAUGA
Molecule: messenger RNA, 495 nt
Organism: Lactuca virosa
Lineage: Eukaryota; Viridiplantae; Streptophyta; Magnoliopsida; Asterales; Asteraceae
Source: the annotation of a GenBank genome assembly